AUGUCUGAAGCUAGUGUAACCUCCGAAGCCACAGCCUUGGAUGCUGCGAGGUCCAAACAAUCUCGGCCGAACAACUAUAGUGACGGCCUUACUCGUAACCGGCCUCCAAUGAAGUGUACCAAAUGUGGUUUAGAUAACCACACAAUUAAGGGUUGUUAUGAGAUCAUUGGUUAUCCAGAAGGAUGGGCCCACAAAGGGCGCAAAAAGGAUUCGACCAGAGCCUCAUUUAAAUCCGCUCAGUCAUUCGAGGAGACUGCAUCAGAACCUCCAUCAGGUACAUCUGGCUCCAAGGCCUUGGCCGUCUCAGUUGUCUCUUCACUCGAUUAUGACUUGUUAUCUGUUCCUCAAAUCAUUGAUUCCCUUAAUUAUACUGAGGGGAAAGUUGUAUUAUCUGGACUUGACAUAAGACAGCAGUACGAGAUUGAGUCAGGCACAUCAUGUGAGAGGAGAUGA
Prunus armeniaca (apricot) is the source of this 453-nucleotide messenger RNA. NCBI's taxonomy places the organism in Eukaryota, Viridiplantae, Streptophyta, Magnoliopsida, Rosales, Rosaceae. The record is from the annotation of a GenBank genome assembly.